AUGGGCAACAAGUGCAUUCGCAAGAAGCCUGAACCCGUUGUUCAGAAAGUUGAGAAUGACAGCGAAGGAGACUCUGCCUCUGUCUCCGAAAUCUCCGAGGGGGAAAAAGAGGAGGCACAGAGGAGGCAAAGAGAGCGUCUACAGAAAAUGGCGACUGCUCGACAUGACGCACUUCGUACUCUGAAAACAUCCAAGGCCCUCAACAGGGCUGAGACUACCAGAAUGAAAAAAAUAAAGGAAGCACGGGAGCAGCUGGGUAUCAAGAGCUUUGAUGAAAGCGACGACAGCUCUGAGUCCGACGCCUAG
Messenger RNA from Eimeria necatrix, 306 nucleotides. RefSeq lists its product as hypothetical. The record is from RefSeq and is a predicted model, not a curated record. The transcript has 3 exons. Lineage: Eukaryota; Apicomplexa; Conoidasida; Eucoccidiorida; Eimeriidae. The coding region runs from base 1 to 306 and encodes 101 amino acids.